Saccostrea echinata is the source of this 2459-nucleotide messenger RNA. RefSeq lists its product as uncharacterized. Gene Ontology annotation, molecular function: oxidoreductase activity; copper ion binding. The transcript has 15 exons. Gene Ontology annotation, cellular component: plasma membrane. The coding region runs from base 1 to 2124 and encodes 707 amino acids. Gene Ontology annotation, biological process: iron ion transport. Lineage: Eukaryota; Metazoa; Mollusca; Bivalvia; Ostreida; Ostreidae. The record is from RefSeq and is a predicted model, not a curated record.
AUGUUAUUAUAUAAGUUUCUGUCCCGCGUGUUCUUGUUUGUAGUCCCUUUUUACUCAGUAGAGUCCGUAUUUAAACACGAGGUGAAGCCCGAUUGUGCUGCUUCUGAGAAGGAAUGCUCUUUUGACUUUCACGUGAAUUACAUUACGAGUAUGGUCUCUUACAACUUGUCGACUGGUGAAGGAUAUCCUGUUUUUAUACGAAACGGAACUUUUUUCAAGAAAUGUUCCAGUGAUGUUGUGUCUAUAGCCCGUCCUUUUGCUGAGAUUCCAUUGACAUACGAAGAAAUGGAAGAUGUCGUAACAGCGGAUGGAAACUAUAAAUUCAUGUAUUCCAUAAACAAACAAUUCCCGGCCCCAACAAUUGUUGUAGAUGAGAAUCAAAAAGUAAAAGUUCGUAUUCACAAUGACCUUGUGAAUGAAGCUGUGACCUUUCACUGGCACGGAAUGUUCCAGAAGGAAACACCAUGGAUGGAUGGAGUCUCUAUGUUAACUCAGUGUCCCAUACUUCCGGGGCAGACCUUUACUUAUGAGUUCAUAGCUAGUCCACGAGGAACACAUUGGUACCAUUCACAUCAUGGAGCGAUGAGAACUUCCGGUCUAGCUGGUGCUCUCAUUGUACUUCCCCGACAGAAAACGGAGAGAUACGACAUUCCCAAAGUUGCCAACGAUGUUGUUCUUAUGGUGCAAGAAUGGAAUUCUAAGAUGAGUGAUGCACAACUUGUCAACAUUCAGAAGUGGUACAUGCUAUCAUUUUCACAAAACCUUGAUACAGAUAAUUGUGUGACAACAAAACGAAACUAUGACGGAACUAUAUCAACUUUGGCAGAACCCUACAAUAAUGCACUUGUGAACGGUAAAACUAGAUAUUUUUCUGAGCAAUACUCUGAGAGGCAGCGUUUAUUGCCAUUGGAAGUUUUCAACAUCUCGUCCAAUACUUAUAAUAGAUUCCGUCUGAUAAACUCUGGUAUGACAGGCAGCUUUAGAAUCUCAAUAGACAGCCACAAGCUUUUGCUAAUUGCAUCGGACGGUGUUGAUCUUGUCCCUGUUGAGAUAGACUUCCUUAUUAUCAACCCUGGGGAAACUUAUGACGUCAUUCUGUACGCCAAUUCCAUAGCAGGAAACUACUGGAUACGAGUAGAAACAACGGUAGUCAUGGAUGUACAUUUUAAUCCAAUACAACAAAAUGUAAGCUUUGCUCAGCUUCAUUAUAAAGAAGCAGACGAUGAACUUCCCAAAUCAGAAGAGAGAAAAUGUUCCGUAAUAGAGCCCUGUGUAAUGGCCAACUGCCAAUGGAGCCCUGAUAGUAUGGCAAGGAUAGAACCAUCUGUCAAGUGUCUUUCCAUAGCAGACCUUAAGGCGUCAUCGAUCAGCAGGAUGUUAAACCCUGUCUCCAUUCCAGAUUCUCCAGAUGAUUUCCAAGAGAUUUUUCUCAAUUUUCAUUUUACGGGGAACGGUGUUAAGCGUGCCCGCCCAGCAGUGAAUGCAAUCCACUACAAAUCUCCACCAACUCCACUUCUGAUUUCUCCAGAUAUUGUAAAAGACAAGAGUAUUGUAUGUAACAACGAACACAUGGAGAACUGUGGUGAAUACUGCCAAUGCACUCACGUCGUUAAACUUGAAACCAAGAAAACCACACAACUUGUUCUUAUUGCAGAAAAUGGCUUACAGACAGGAACUUCACAUCCCGUUCACCUACACGGAAAUCGUUUCCAAGUUCUGAAAAUUGGUCAUGCAGUUUUAAACAAAACAACUGGAUUUGUACAAGAUGCCAACCAAGACAUUCAAUUUUCGCAGAACUUCAGCAAAGCAAAAUGGCGGGAUUCAACCUGGAGGAAUGGUAACGUUCCAGAUCUGAAGAUAGAAAAUCCUCCACUCAAGGAUACGGUGGUGGUACCAAACAGAGGCUACGUUGUAGUGAGGCUACAAACUGACAACCCAGGAUUCUGGCUUCUUCAUUGUCACCUUGAAACGCACAUGAACAUCGGAAUGGCUGUAGUUCUACAAGUAGGCGAGCUAUAUGAAAUGCCAGAACUUCCCUCACAUUUUCCUAAAUGUUCGAACUUCCAUUUAGACUCGGUCUCUUUACCUCUAUCUAAUUCCAUUAAACCGGAUGGAACUCUUUAAAAGAUACAAGGAUUUUUUUAAGUCUAGCUCUUUAUAGUGCACCGCAGUGUAAAAGUGUAAAGCAAGCAGAAUGGAGAUGUUAAGGUUUUGACAAUAAACUACACACUUUUUUCGUUGUUUUCAUCACUGUUUUCGUCUUCUUCCAAAGUUUCUGGUUUUCAUCUUCAGUGAAAAAUGUCUUAUCUGACAUGCAAUGAGAGACAACAUUUAUAUCAGAAUAGACAAUGUGUCUAGAUCUGGUUACAAUAGACAAUGUGUCUAGAUCUGGUUACAAUAGACAAUUUGUCUAGAUCUGGUUACAAAGUGUAAAGAACAUAGAAAAUAGUACCAGUGGU